AUUUUUCCUUCGCCGCUAUAUAAGGAGAGACCUUACUCCCCUCGUAAUUCAAUUCAAUUCAAUUCUUCUCUCUCGCAAUUCGCAAACCCUAAGCUCCGCUAAACUUUUCUGAAUUAUACUCUGUCAAGAUGGUGAUGCAAAUCUACGCAAAGACUCUUCAAGAAAAAACCAUAACCCUUGACGUUGAAAGCUCAGACACAAUCGAUAAAGUCAAGGCAAAGAUACAGGAGAAAGAAGGAAUUCCUCUGGACCAACAAAGGCUCAUCUUUUCCGGUAAACAGCUAGAGGAUGGCCGUACUUUGGCUGAUUACGAUAUCCAAAGAGAGUCUACCCUCCACUUGGUUCUCAGGUUGAGAGGUGGUAUGCAAAUCUUUGUAAAGACUCUUACUGGCAAGACCAUAACCCUUGAGGUUGAAAGCUCAGACAUCAUUGACAAUGUCAAGGCCAAGAUCCAAGAUAAAGAAGGUAUUCCUCCUGACCAGCAAAGACUUAUUUUUGCCGGGAAGCAGCUCGAGGAUGGCCGUACUCUGGCUGAUUACAGUAUCCAAAAAGAGUCAACUCUCCACUUGGUUCUCAGGUUAAGAGGUGGUAUGCAGAUAUUCGUCAAGACUCUUACCGGUAAAACCAUUACCCUAGAAGUUGAGAGCUCAGACACCAUUGACAAUGUGAAGGCAAAAAUUCAAGACAAAGAAGGGAUCCAACCGGACCAGCAGAGGCUAAUCUUUGCCGGGAAGCAGCUCGAGGAUGGUCGGACUUUAGCUGACUACAACAUUCAGAAAGAGUCAACUCUUCACCUUGUUCUACGUCUCCGCGGUGGAAGCUUCUGAACAAGAACUUUGGCGGUUAAUGCUGAUCACUUAAGUCUUUUCAUGCUUUGCUUUUUUUUCCAGUUUUUUUUUUUUCCAGUAAUGUCGGAAUUUCGAUGGGCUCGUAAAUGGGCUUUUACUCUUCGACUUCAAAGUCUUAUACUAAAUCAUAAUCAAUUUUAGAGUUGGGAUCUUAUGACG
Eutrema salsugineum is the source of this 1007-nucleotide messenger RNA. Its product is annotated as polyubiquitin. Bases 129 to 827 code for a protein of 232 amino acids. The record is from RefSeq and is a predicted model, not a curated record. Gene Ontology annotation, cellular component: cytoplasm; nucleus. Lineage: Eukaryota; Viridiplantae; Streptophyta; Magnoliopsida; Brassicales; Brassicaceae. Gene Ontology annotation, molecular function: ubiquitin protein ligase binding; protein tag activity. Gene Ontology annotation, biological process: modification-dependent protein catabolic process; protein ubiquitination. The transcript has 2 exons.